AUGCUCCUUGCUGGGGAACCUGGCACUGUCUUCUGUUCUCCCGGCAGAGUUAGGAAGAAGUACGACAAGAGCGGCAGGCUGAUCUUCAAUGAUGCUGAUCUGUGUGAUUGCUUGGAGAAGAACUGUCUGGGCUGCUUCUACCCUUGUCCCAAGUGCAACUCCAACAAGUGCGGGCCCGAGUGCCGCUGCAACCGACGCUGGGUGUACGAUGACAUUGUCACCGAAUCCGGGGAGGUGGUCAGCUCGCUGCCCUAUCUGGGCAUGGGGAAGAUGCUGGGAAAGUAUACGGAAGACUUCUGUUCUCUGAAGCUGUUAGAACAAUAUAGCAUGAACGUUACUCUGUCCCCUUUUUCUGUGUCUUCCCCAACGCCUUCACCUUGUACCCAGAGAAGGAUGGCUGAGAACAGUUUCAGUGAAGAAGAAGAAGAAAAACUUCAGGCUGCAUUUUCUCUAGAGAAACAAGAUCUUCACCUAGUUCUUGAAAUAAUAUCGUUCAUUUUAGAACAGGCAGUGUAUCACACCGUGAAGCCGGCCACUUUGCAGCAGCAGUUAGAGGCCCUUCAUCUCAGACCAGACAAAGCAGAAGCGUUCGGCAACGCUUGGUCUUCUAUGGGUCAAGAAACUGUUGAAAAAUUCAGGCAGAGGAUUCUUGCACCCCACAAGGUAUGGGAUUCUCCUACCUCCCCGAUGUUUUUCAGUAAGAAUGGCAAACACUGUUGUACCGUGAGGGUUUUAAAGGUGGUAAUGUUUUGUAGAGAGGUAGUCAGGAAAAAGAAAGAGUAGACACAGUAUUCCUAU
Leptonychotes weddellii (Weddell seal) is the source of this 798-nucleotide messenger RNA. The record is from RefSeq and is a predicted model, not a curated record. NCBI's taxonomy places the organism in Eukaryota, Metazoa, Chordata, Mammalia, Carnivora, Phocidae.